Messenger RNA from Solanum pennellii, 1129 nucleotides. Its product is annotated as fasciclin-like arabinogalactan protein 9. The record is from RefSeq and is a predicted model, not a curated record. The transcript has a single exon. NCBI's taxonomy places the organism in Eukaryota, Viridiplantae, Streptophyta, Magnoliopsida, Solanales, Solanaceae. Bases 59 to 817 code for a protein of 252 amino acids.
UAUAUACUAACUUUACACAUGCAUUUCAUGAACACCAUACACAUUUCUGUUCCAAAAAAUGUCUCAUCAAAACCUUUUUUCUCUCAUUCUUCUUUUCAUCCUUCUUACUAGAGCUGAAUCUACAGUUAACAGAUUUCGAAUCCUAGAAGAUGAAUCUACCGUUGACAUAUAUCAUAUCCUCGAAGGUGGAGGAGAAUACAACACAUUCAUCAAAUUCCUCAAAGAAACAAAAGUUGGAGAUCGAAUCAACUACAAAGCCAAUUCCAGCGAUGGCGUGACAGUUUUAGCCCCAACAGAUAAUGCAUUCAAUAACCUCACAAAUAGUACAUUUGACGACGAACAUAAACUACAACAACUCAUAAAUUACCAUGUAAUCUCAAAAUUCUACGAAUUUGAUGAGUUACAAACAGUGCAUAACCCUGUAGAAACGCUAGCGACAGGGGAAGACAAUGAGCCUCUUGGACUUAACUUCACCGGAAAGAAAAAUCAACUGAACGUGUCAUCUGGUUAUGUGGUAACAAAUGUAUAUGAAAAAGCAAUAUCUAUUAGUCCAGAUCCACCAUUGGCUGUUUAUAAAUUAGACAAAGUUUUAGUGCCUUCUGAGUUUAUUGAUCCUAAAUCUCCAUCUAGUAAUGAUGCCCCUGCACCUGUACCUGAUAAAGCCAAGAAUGGUACUAGUGACGAUGAUGAAAUAACAGCUGAUGAUAAGCCAUCACCAAUAACUGCUACUACUACUAAGCCAAAUGAUGCUAAGAGGAUUAAUGUUGGAAUUCUUUGUUUGAUUUCUUGUGUUUUCUUGAUGGUACAACUUUCUUGAAGGUGGUAUAUCAGAGUUUUAGCAGAAAUAGUUCAUGUAUUAUAUAUAAUAUUAUUUAGUAUUAUGUUUGGAAGGAAUUUUGAGUCAUCUAUAGGGUCCAUUGGUAAGGAGUAUAGGUCGGAGAAAUGAUCCAUAUAUUAUGUAUUGUAUUGUGUUCAGUAGAAAUUUUAAGCCUAUGUAUACACCCUACAGGGUCGUUUGGUAGCAGAUUAAGUUCAUGUUAUAACGUUUUAUUUAAUUCACUGAUACAUGUACGUUGUCGUUUGUCAAUGUAUUUGCAGGAUGAAGUAAAGACCAAAUGAGUAAUGCCAA